AUGAUACAUUGCAACAGUGUAGAUGGUAGGUAUUUUUACAAAGUGAACAUAUUAUGCCGGCUACACACGCUUGGUGUUUGAGGCAAACACCCAACACAUGCCAAAUACCAACCCACAAUCACCCAACAAACACGGCAUCCCCAGGCUUGGCGAGCGUGCUAGUGUAUUUUGUGAAGGCAAACAUGACGGACGUCGACGACGUCGAGCUUAUUGCAGCAAUUACAUUCGGGUUAUCCUAUUUUUAUUUUAAAAAGAAGCAAAAUGAAAUGAAACUAAAAAGAAGGAAACAAAGACGGUGGUGGAUGAUCAAAAUUCACAGAAAUCGUACAAGGUAA
Diatraea saccharalis (sugarcane borer) is the source of this 335-nucleotide messenger RNA. Lineage: Eukaryota; Metazoa; Arthropoda; Insecta; Lepidoptera; Crambidae. The record is from the annotation of a GenBank genome assembly.